CUGACUCCUGUAAAGAUGGCGACGACGGUGCUCAGUGGAGUUUUAACUUGACACUGCUCUCACCGUACACCGCUGGUUCGGGCACCAUCGGGACUGAAUCGGCAGCGGGAGCGGACGUUAAUCGACUCGUUCGGUGCUGUGUGGUGUCACCGCGGGGGCUGCUCGCCUUUGUGUGCGGUAUCGCCGCUGCACUCGCCUCGCUCAGCUCAUUAGCUUCAAGUUGGCAAGCCAGCAGCGCUAGCUCGGGGCUAGCUGUGUACCUCCGUCGGCUGCUUUGAAAUUUGAGGCAUCCAUGGAUUGAUAGCCUGGCCGGGGUCAUCGCUGGACCGCCUGUAUCUAAUCAGAGUUUUAAUUUACACUGAAAGAGCCACAAAUGAGUCGCUUGGAUUAAACAUAGUCCAGGAGGAUUAAGGGGCACCGACGGUCUGGCAUUGCGACACUGUUGUGGCAGUGUCGAGGCGCAGAGAGUUUGCCGUCAUGUAUUUUCUCACCGGUUGGCCCCGGAGGCUGCUUUGUCCACUCAGGAGCGAAGAGGAACCCUUCUUCAUCCAGCCCAGCUCCCAGAAGUUUUACUUCGCCGUAUUGUCAGAGACGCAGCUCAGCGUCUGGUUCAGCCGGCCCAGUGUUCUGAUAGUCAGCUAUAUUGAGUCUGCAAAGGCGGCAACCCAGUUUGGAUUCUACCAGAAGGCAGAAUGGAAACCAGACGACUCCAUGAUAGCCGUGGUGACUGCCAAAGGAUACAUCCUCCUGUUUGAUGUGCUGGGUGCAAGAGAUGACAAGUACCUCUAUGAGCCUGUCUAUCCAAAGGGAAGUCCCCGUGUGAAGGUGACCCAAGGUUUUAAGGAAGAGCAAUGUGCUCCCGCUCUGUCGUUGGAGAUGAAGAAGCCUGUGGAUCUUGAGGCCCCCAUCACCAGUCUGCAGUCCCUCCAGGAGGACUUACUGGUUUGUACGGCGGACGGCUACCUCCACGUGCUGCACUGGGACGGGCUGGGGAGUAACGGACGCAAGGCAAUCUGCCUCACUACCAUCCCCUUCUCACUAGACCUGCAGUCGGCUCGAGGUGGACCUUCUCUGGACCUGGAGGGGGUGUAUAUCCGUUGCAUGGAGUACUGUGUGACCCUGGACGGCUUUGCUGUGGUUCUGAGUGAUGGCCGCCUGGGUUUUAUUACACCUCUCAGCAACACCAUCACCACAGACCAGUUGCAGGGCGUCUGGGCAGCAGAUGUCACCGAUGGCACCUGUGUGGCUGUCAACAACAAGUACAGACUGAUGGCCUUUGGCUGCGCCAGUGGCUCAGUGCUGGUGUACAUGAUCGACACCACAACAGGAUCCAUGCAGCUCUCUCACAAACUGGAGCUCACCCCAAAACACUACCCAGACACCUAUAACAAGACGGGCCCAGUCAAGCUCAUCUGCUGGUCACCUGACUACAGUGUUGUGAUGGUCACAUGGGAGCGUGGUGGACUAUCGCUGUGGAGUGUCUUUGGUGCUCACUUGAUCUGUACUCUCGGAGAGGACUUUGCGUAUUGUUCUGAUGGUACCAAGAAGGACUCCAUUAAAAUCAGCUCUAUGAGCUGGGGAGCGGAGGGGUACCAUCUGUGGGUGCUUCCUAACAAGCAGGAGAGGAGGCAGGACGGAGAACAGCUGGAGGAGGAGAUGGUUGAGCCUCCUCAUUCCUCCCUGCAGGCUGGCAUACUGCAGUUUCUGUUUAUCAAGAGUGCCCUCACUGUCAACCCCUGCACGAGUAACCAGGAGCAUGUGUUACUCCAUGGUGAAGACCGCCUCUACCUGACCUGUGGUGACCCCACACAGGUCCACAGCACCUCCGACUCGCACUCGCACUCGCAUCCACACCCACACUCACAACCGCACCCACGCGACGGCAGCCCACUGCGCCACCCCCCCAAACCCGACUCAUCUCUCUCUCAGGGACUCAGCACUUUACUGGGGCACAAGCACUGGCACGUGGUCCAGAUCCACAGCACAUACCUAGAGAGCAACUGGCCUAUACGGUUUUCAGCCAUAGACACAGCAGGCCAGUGCAUGGCUGUGGCAGGGAGGCGAGGCUUUGCACACUACUCCUUGUUCACCAGGAAAUGGAAGCUGUUUGGAAAUAUCACUCAGGAGCAGAACAUGGCAGUGACGGGAGGUCUGGCGUGGUGGAACGACUUUGUGGUUCUGGCCUGCUACAAUUUUAUAGACCAUCAAGAGCAGUUGAGGCUCUAUCAACGCACUUCUAACCUGGACAAUGCCUUUGCCUCGGUCACGAAGCUAGAGUCAGACACUCUGCUGCUCAACGUCUUCAGAGACAUGGUCAUCCUGUUCAGAGCCGAUUGCUCCAUCUGCCUCUAUAGCAUCGAGAGGAGGAACGACGGUCCAACACCAUCAGCCAGUGUGGAGUUGCUGCAGGAGGUCUCGAUGUCCCGCUACAUCCCCCACCCGGCCCUCGUGGUCUCUGUUACACUGACAUCAGUGCGCACGGAGACUGGCAUUACGUUGAAAGCCCCGCAGCAGGCCUGCAUGGCAGAGAGCAUCAUGUUGAAUCUGGCUGGCCAGUUGAUCAUGUUACAGAGGGACCGUUCCGGUCCACAGGUACGAGAGAAGGAGACUCCUGCUAAUAACAAGAAGCUGCUACCAUUUUGCCCACCAGUCGUGUUAGCCCAGUGUGUGGAGAACGUGUGGACCACCUGUCGCUCCAACAGGAAGAAGCGCCACCUGCUGGAAGCCCUGUGGUUGUCAUGUGGGGAAGCCGGCAUGAAAGUGUGGCUGCCGCUGUUCCCCCGGGACCACCGCAAGCCUCACUCCUUCCUCUCCAGGCGCAUCAUGCUGCCCUUCCACAUCAACAUCUAUCCUCUGGCUGUGCUAUUUGAGGAUACCUUGGUGCUCGGGGCAACCAAUGAGACUGUGCUCUACGAUGGGCUGCAGGGAUCCACAGAGUCACUGGAGGCGCUGUUCCCCUACUGCACCGUCGAGAGGACCUCCCAGAUCUACCUCCACCACAUCCUGAGGCAGCUGCUGGUUCGGAACCUGGGUGAACAGGCGUUGAUGCUGGCUCAGUCAUGUGCCUCCCUUCCCUAUUUCCCUCAUGUCAUGGAGCUGAUGGUGCAUGUAGUUCUGGAAGAGGAGGCAACGUCACGGGAACCGAUCCCUGACCCUCUCCUGCCCACUGUGGCCAAGUUCAUCACAGAAUUCCCCCUCUUCCUGCGGACCAUCGUCCACUGCGCCAGGAAAACGGAGUACGCCCUGUGGAACUACCUGUUCGCCGCCGUCGGGAACCCUAAAGAUCUGUUUGAGGAAUGUCUCAUGGCUCAAGAUUUGGACACAGCAGCCUCUUAUCUGAUUAUACUGCAGAACAUGGAGGUCCCAGCAGUGAGCAGGCAGCACGCCACCUUGCUCUUCAACACAGCGCUGGAACAAGGCAAGUGGGAUCUCUGCCGACACAUGAUCCGGUUUCUCAAAGCCAUCGGCUCAGGGGAGGAGGAGACUCCGCCCCAGACACCUACUACUCAGGAACCCAGCUCCACUGGGGGAUUUGAGUUUUUCAGAAAUCGCAGCAUUAGCUUGUCGCAGUCGGCAGACUCCAUCGCGACAGGAAAGUUCAACUUGCAGAAGACCUUCAGCAUGCCUACUGGACCUUCUGCUAAAGGUCGGGACGCCGAGUGUGCAGAGAACAUGUACAUUGAUAUGAUGCUCUGGCGCCACGCCCGCCACCUCCUGGAGCAAGUACGCCUCCGCGACCUGGGAUGCUUCUCAGCACAGCUGGGCUUCGAACUCAUUGGCUGGCUGUGCCGCGAACGCAACCGCGUGGCUCACAUUGACGACUUUGUUUCGGCCCUGAAGAAGCUUCACAAGGAUUUUCUCUGGCCGUUCCCCGUUAUUCCUGUGGGGAGCCUCAGCUCACCACUGAAAAACGGACGGUGUCGCGCAGAUAAUUCGGAUAUUAUUUUGCCCCAAGUGCUGAGCACACAGCUGUUGAAGUCGCAGUCCGCUGACAGCCUGUUGAAUAGCGACAUGGACACAGCGCCCCCUCAGGAAGCUCCCACCAACCACACCUGGCUGGACGGAAUUGGGCAAGUGGCCAAAGACAUGGACACUGCCUCUUCUGCUCACUCCAGCCAACAUUCACCACAGACACAUGAUGCCUUCCUGUCACUGCUCACCAACAAAGUGGAGGAGUACAGCCUUGGCUCAGCCACAGACCUGACAGAGACCAGCUCAGUGGUGGACGGUGACUGGACAAUGGUGGACGAGAACUCGUCCACUCUGAGCCUGAGCCAGGCCGAGCUGGAGCACAUCUCCAUGGAGCUGGCCAACAAGGGCCCACACAAGUCACAAGUGCAGCUGAGGUACCUGCUGCAUGUGUUCAAGGAGGCAGGCUGUCUGGAGUGGUGUGUCGUCAUUGGCUGUAUCUUGCGAGACACAAAUGUGAUCAAGCAGGUGAUCAACUUCCUCGACAGCCCAGAGGUUCCACAAGAAACUGUGCAGAAUGUCCGAAAUGGCUUAUUGGCUGUUGACUCGUGGGUCGCCACUGACUGUCUGGGAUAUAGACCAUUUCUCAACCUGAUCCAGCCACAGCUUCAGCUUCUGAUGGACUCAACGUUAGAGCAGGUGCAGCCUGAGGCCUUCCAGCCCACCAGUCAGUGUUCCAAACUCAGCAGCACUGAGGGCCUGGGAGGUGCCGCUGUACCCCGGCCCGAGGACAGCAGAGGAGUCGCAGCUCCACUGGGCUUGUCCCUGCCCUCCCUGGAACCUGCAGGAGGAUUUUCUCGUCCCCCCUCUGAGGACUGUCCUCCUGAACAGACAGAGGAGCAGAGUGAGGAGGAGGCGUCCUACGAUUGCACCCUGUCCUGAAGCCAGGAGCCUCCUCUGGACUCAAAACCUGUGAUCUGAGUUAAGGGGGAGGAGCAGUGACGUGACUGGAAACAGACUAAAUUUGUGAGUGUGUGUGUGUGUGUGCGUGAGAGAGAGCGCGUGUGCGUGAGAGCGUGUGUGUAUGUGUGUGCAAACAUGCACAGAAAGUACCUCCUGCAGGUUUUUACACUCAGUAUUAUCCACUUCAGUUUUUUCCCCCUGGUGUUGACUUCAGCCCCUGUGGAUACUCGGAUACAAGAGAACAACAAAGGCAUCGCAGCACAAACAGAAACACGCUUUACUUCCUGUUUUGUUUGGGGGGGUAAAAAUCCACCUGUGUGAGUAAGUUGUGGUGUUCAGAAGCUGUAGACCAGCGCAGGAAGGCACCAGCUUUUUUUAAUUCAUAAACAGAUGUUUCAUGAGUCAUUUUUUUCUGGCAUUAUCUUUUUAUAUUUUGGGUUUAAAUGUCCAAAAAGCUUAUUUCUCUCCUUUGCCUAAAGGUCCAGUGUGUAAGAAUCAGUGACAGUAAAAGUGCAGAUGGUAACAAUAGGAAGACUCCUCUGCUCACCUCUGCCUUUCCCACGUGUGGCCUUCAUAUGAACCCGAAAGGAUGAUGAUCAUCAUUUGUUGAAAGCUUCCACUUUCACACAAAAAAAGGGAAAUGAACACUUGAAAUUGGAAAUUCACAGACAUCCAUAACAUUGUCAUCAUGUUCUAUUGAAGACCUGAAACUAGCAAUUGAGACCAUUAACCUCGCAGGAAAAUGUGAGAAAGAGGAUCAUUUUCCUGGUGACUGAUAUUAAAAUGAAUGACUCUUUGCCAUUAUACAUUUCUACCACCAGCUUGGCUCGACUCAGUUUGAUAUCAGGCACGUUGUUUUCCAUCACUAUAGUACCUCCUCAACGUGGGCGGGGUCGUCAUAGCACGAAACUGCCGUGACGUUGUUUUAUACGUAUCACAAACUGCAAGCAAAGCAGUUGAUUUCGGCGUUAACUGAAUCAUUACAAUCAGUUAAUUAAAAAGAUUAGUUCAGUACUUCCUGCAUGACCGGAGCACAGACUCUGACACAGGCACUGUCGCUAAAUACGAUUUUAGACAUUUCCUUCGCUAAAUGUUGUAGAGUAACGCACGUUUUUCAAGAUUUUUAAGUCUUUUUUGAACUGUCUACAGUUCGGCAAUGUUCGGUUUGAUUCUUGUGUUGUACGUCGCACUUACGACUCUUUCAGUGACGACACUCUGGCCAAUCAGUGGACGGCAGUCUAUUGACGUCACAUUUUAAUAUCGCUCAGCUCGCUUAGAACCUCGCCAGACCAGGUACGAGUAGAGUUGAGCCGAGCCGUGCUAGAGCUGUGUAGUAGAAAAGCACCAUAUGUCCUUUUUGCAAUCUGUGGCUGCACUAAAUAUAUUCCUACUCCCUGGUUAGACUCAAGCUUAUGUUCACUUUGUACAAAUGGUUUAUAGUUUGUGUUCAGGUAGAAACAGCCUCAGUAAAUCAAGGCCCUUGUCUAAAGUAAAUACUCAACUUCUGCUUAUAAACCCUCCUAAAUGUUACACACUGGACCUUUAAAUCAAACACUGGGGAGAAUCAGUUCUGACAAAUAACAACCUGAGAAUAUUUGAUCACAGCUUCACACAACAAUGUAGAACACAGUCCAUGUCAUGAACCAUUGUCAGGAUUCAGUCAGAGUCUACAGUGUGAGAAUGAGAGCUGUUUCACAACUGUUUCAUACCUCAUUUGACGUUUAAAAAAGAGAAAAAGGAUAUUUUUUUGAUACCAUUUUCAAAGAUAUAACAGUGUGUACAGGAUAACGUUAUUUUUCUAUCGUCCCUCUGGGGUCUCAUUAUGACAAAAAAAAGUUAAGGUGAUCCCAGUAUGAAUUGUAUGUCGUUUUUGAUAAGUGAUGAACUUUAAAGGAGAAGGUUUUACCACUAAUCACCAACUCUGUUCAUAUAUAUUUGAGUCACUCAGAGCCAGAAUCAGCCACCUGCUCUUCUCACUGUGGUUCUUUCUGAGUUUGUUUUUUUUAGCAGAAUAGAGAGCGAUGAAGUUAAAACGCAUGCUAUAUAAACCAAAUCAUAAUAAUUUAUCCAGCUUUUAAACACGCGCGCUGGUUUCUGUAAGGCCGAGAGAUUCACGAUGACUAGUCGUGUACUACACGUGAUGACACGUCUGUAUCUCGGACGAAAUCAACCAACCGUCAUUGUUGCCUUGGCUCUGGUCGUGUAAAUGCACGUUUCCUAAUCUAACUUUCACCAUGUGACCAGGACGUACAUUUCAUCCCGUCCAUCAGAACAUAUCAUAUCUCUUGAGUUUCCCUUUCCUCUGGAGACGACGGCUGGGCUUCAUGUGCUUCUGUGUGGAUUUUCUGAAUGCAUGUUGAACCACAUCCACAUUGUAUUGAUCACGGACUGACGCGUUUGGCCGACAUGUUUCCUCGUACGGAACUGAUUUUAUUGUAUUAAGUCAUUAUCACUAUUAUUUAUUGGCAUUAUAGCUGAACUGAUGAGUGAAUGGAGAAGUGCUUGGUUUGUUUUCAUGACAUUUCCCCAUUUUACGUAAUCAUAAAAAACAUGUAUUGGCUUUUUACCGUAAGCACUAAAAGGUUUGUAACAGUUACAUCAGUAUUAUCUUGUGCAAUGCAUUGAAAUGUUACUCCACUCCCCCCCUCCCCCAUUUGUUUUUCAUGAUAUACCAAAUCAUACAUUAAGUUAGCUCUGUGUACAAGUUUGACAUGCCUGUCGAUCACUUAACUCACAAAAGGGUAAAAGUGACUCUGAUGUGCUGCUGUUGUGCGUCAGUGUGAGAUAACCCUGUCGCAGCAGAACAAGCCCUGUUUGCUUUACUCAGACUUGAAAAACGGUGACUUGAUGUACCAAAGACUUGAUGUUCAGAGGCCUUCUGUCUGACUCAUUAUGCAGAGGGAACAAAAACCUCUCUUACGCGCACGCACACACACACACACACACACACACACAUCCCCUCUCUUUAGAAACAAACAGCAUAAACAAACUAAAACUGACAUGGGAGACAUGAAGCGAUUUCCCACAGAAAUAUAGUGUUUAAGACCAUUUCUGGUUGUCUCCUCUGCAGACGAGGAGCAGUCAGUAAGGUUUGUCGUGUGGUACUUGGGUCACACGUGCAAUCAAGACGUGGGCCGUGCUCCCUCCCUCUGUCCUUCCCCCUGACCCUCUCGUGUACAGUUUAAAAAGUAUUGCCUGGUCCCAGUUUCUGGGGCAGGAGCAGCAAAUAUUCUCAAUGCAGUGUAAAGAUACUCUCUUGUACAUUUGCCUUUUCUACUCAUGUUUGGUUUUCUAUUUCCAUUUUUUUUUUCUUGUACAUAAAGAUCAAUAAAUUAUUUUUA
Molecule: messenger RNA, 8213 nt
Organism: Solea senegalensis (Senegalese sole)
Lineage: Eukaryota; Metazoa; Chordata; Actinopteri; Pleuronectiformes; Soleidae
Gene: ric1
Product: RIC1 homolog, RAB6A GEF complex partner 1
Exons: 27
Coding region: 478-4851 (1457 amino acids)
Biological process (GO): intracellular protein transport; retrograde transport, endosome to Golgi
Cellular component (GO): Golgi membrane; cytosol; Ric1-Rgp1 guanyl-nucleotide exchange factor complex
Molecular function (GO): protein binding
Source: RefSeq, a predicted model, not a curated record